This is a messenger RNA of Adineta ricciae, 246 nucleotides long. The record is from the annotation of a GenBank genome assembly. NCBI's taxonomy places the organism in Eukaryota, Metazoa, Rotifera, Eurotatoria, Adinetida, Adinetidae.
AUGGAAAAUUCGCCUCUUACCACGCUGCCACCAGAAUUGAUUCAUCAUAUAUUUGACUACUGUGAUAUUCGAACGAUUCUUUUGUCUGUUCGUGGUGUGUGCCAAACACUUUAUGCCAUGGUCAACACCUACGAUCGACUCGCAAUUACACUCAAUUCUAAAUCUGCUUGGACCAUGAAAUCUGUUUCCCGAAUCGUUCGAUCCGAACAAGUGAUUUCACUUACUAUUGCGGAUUAUGACACGUAG